GUGGGAUAUAUUGUCAACACAUGGAAACUAAUUUUGUUUACAAACAACCUUUUGGAUUGUUUCGUUUUAGUUUUUUCAUAAAAAAAAAUUAAAGAAUGUUCGCGUCUGCAAGUAUAAUAAUGGAACUGAUCCUUCUGGAAGCUAUCAGUGCGGAACUGGAAGCAAAUUUACGCAAGAGGAGGCGCAGAUUUUUGGUUAAUCGUCGCAUUGACCAAGCAAUGGAACUUCCGGAUGAAGAAUUCCUAGAGCACUUCCGGAUUACAAAGGAAAUGUUCGUUGAGAUUAUGAACCUCACUGAGGAUGCUCUUCCGGAUUCGGAUACAGCUUGUGGGUACCCGAAACCAAUUCAAGUCCUUUCAGUCCUUAGUUGGCUUGCUAAUGGACACAUUGAGGAUGUUCUUGAUCCAGGAGUACCAAUUGAAUCCUCGACGAAUUCCAUGUGCCGGAUGAUUAGCCAAGUCAUUCCAAUUCUUGAGGAAAAACUGGGAAGUGCCUUUAUUCAGUGGCCAAGAACAUUGAGUCAGAGGAAGAGCAUCAAAGAGGGUUUCUAUGCAAAACGAGGAAUCCCCUCAACAAUUGGGAUCAUUGACUGUAUGCACGUUGAGAUUAAAAAGCCAGAUAAGGCUCAUCAGUGCCUCAAUCAGUACGACAAGUACAGCCUCAGUGUUAGCCUCAUUUGCGAUCAUGAAGGAAAAUUCAUUGCAGCCGAUGCAACAUACGGUGGUGCAACACAUAGCUCCGAUAUAUGGAACAUGUCGCACGAGAGAGCAUUCAUGGAGAAGAUCUACAAUGAAAAUCGCGAAAAAUGCUGGAUUCUAGGCAAUAAAGCCUACCAUCUAGAGCCAUGGCUCAUUAGCCCGUACCGAACAACCACACAAGAGGACAUUGAGUUCAAUAAGAAGUUCUCAGCUGUUCAUGCAAUAAUGUCUCGGAAUUUGGGAAUCCUCCGGAGUCGUUGGAAGAUCCUGACAAAAAAACUUUUAUGUACACCGAAUAAAACAUCCAAAAUAGCCUACCUUUGUGUAGCUCUGCACAACAUGUGCAAGAUGAGGAAUGUUCCAGAUGUGAGAAUUGAACGGAGUGUACAAGAAAUGCAAGAUCGGGAAGAAAUUAUUGAGGUGGAUGAAGCAUUUGAUGAGGAAAAUGAAGAGGAUCAAUGGAAGAAAGGUGCAGCCAAUAGGGAGCUUAUCAAGCAAAUUCUCACUUAAGAAAUUCUUUAAUGUAAUAAAUGAAGUUCUUUUCUUUUC
Lutzomyia longipalpis is the source of this 1247-nucleotide messenger RNA. RefSeq names its product putative nuclease HARBI1. Bases 96 to 1208 code for a protein of 370 amino acids. Lineage: Eukaryota; Metazoa; Arthropoda; Insecta; Diptera; Psychodidae. The transcript is spliced from 3 exons. The record is from RefSeq and is a predicted model, not a curated record.